Oppiella nova is the source of this 1434-nucleotide messenger RNA. NCBI's taxonomy places the organism in Eukaryota, Metazoa, Arthropoda, Arachnida, Sarcoptiformes, Oppiidae. The record is from the annotation of a GenBank genome assembly.
AUGGUUAAUAAGAAGACCAAUACAUACAUGUGCUCCAAGUGUUUCAAAGGCUUCGCUACGUUAUCGGCGUGUCGUCAGCAUAUGGUGAGUCUCCAUAAGCUGAAAGUGGAUUCCGUGACACUCGAGACCAUUGAGAGCGACCAAAACAUAAGUCCCAUUAAAGACAAGACAAAGAACCUGCAGAAGGAAGUGCUCAGUGAAACACACGAUAACUCACUCAACAAGAAGGCGUCUAAACUGAGACACAUUCUGCCAAACGGUAAGAUCGAAGUGCAACAGCAGUCGGUGAGCACCGGGAGAAAGACUAAACCAGUGAUUGUCAGUAAAAGCCAUCAUAACUACUAUAACCACAACAACCAAAACAGCGCCAAUGCGACGGCAAACGUCCUCAACAGCCAUAACAACCACAACAAUCACAUGAAUGUGAAGCGUCUGGCGUGGAAGAAGAAGGUGAAGCGCGAGUUGGGGACCUAUAUCUGUGAGUUCAAGGGCUGCUCCGUGCGAUUCCGGGCGCUCGAGAAUCUCCAGAAGCACCACAGAUGUCACUCGGACUCCGGUUCGGGCUUUGUUUGCUCUAAUUGUAGCAAAAACUCUGAACAGUGGCCCUCAAUGGCCGGUCAUCUAUGGCGGAGUCACGGCAUUGACUUAGAACUGCACGCCUGCGAGCACUGCUCGUACCGGACAUACAGUCUCAGUAUUCUGGAGAACAUUCACAAAAGGAUUCACUCGAACGAAAAGAACUUCCUCUGCGAUACCUGUGGUAAAGGAUUCAAAAACUGCAAACAACUCAUUAACCAUAAGGUUAAACAUGUGGUGAAGACACCAGUGCUGAAGACACACGAGUGUCACAUCUGUUUGCGCACUUUCAAUGACGCGCGCACUAAGAAAGUCCACUUAAACAACGUUCACCACAAGACCCGUCCCUAUAUCUGCAAUCACUGCAACCAUUCAGCCGCUAGUCGUAGUGCCUUAAGAACUCAUAUGAGACAACACACGGGAGAGAAGCCAUUCAAAUGUGAUAAAUGCAAUUACACCACAAGUGACCACAACUCACUUCGUAGACAUAAAAUGAGACAUUCGGGGGAACGGCCCUACAAGUGCCCCUUCUGUAGCUAUUCGUCAAUCCAAUCGAGUACUUAUAAACAACACCUCAAGAAUAAGCACCCGGGUCUCAGUGAAGGGAUUAUGUUUAACUGUCAGUUCUGUGGCUUCAAAACAGUCAAUCAGGAUAUGUACGGAACGCACAUCUCUGAACACAUGAGGAAUGGCCACAAAGACGCCAUGAAAGCCAAUAAAUCAGACACUGAUGUGGACUCGGCUCUAGUGAACGAACCGGACAGCCCUACACUGCAUUUCGCGUGUAUUGUUGGGCAAAGCAUUUCGAGUCAAACAAAUACUCCGAGUAUUUCCUAUGCAUCAGAAUUUGUCAAAUAA